UGGGUCAGUGUCUUAAAACCAAUAUCCCACUACAGCUAAACUCUUGUACCUGUGAAGAAAGCCUCUCAUAACUCAAUUAAAGAAUGACGGAUUUGGAUAGGCCUAAUGUAGAAAUUGAACAAGAUGAAGCGGAAAAUUUGCUUCGUAUGGAUCCAGUUCAAUCGAGUUUCGACGUUGAGACAAGACCAGUUGAACCUGAUACCUUUGCCGGUGAAUCAGUCGUUGAAACUAGAUUUACGGGGGGAGAUACAUUAGAUGAACCCAUUAGAGUUACUUUACUUAAUGAAUUUCGAGCAAUUGGCAAAAAACUGGUUUACAUACUGUAUCCCAAAAAUGCCGAAGUAUUGAGGGACUGGGAUUUAUGGGGACCUUUAAUAUUCUCUCUGGUCAUUUCUAUAUGUCUUGCUCUUCCUGCUUCUAAAUCGGAUAGGGAAUCUAUUUUCACGGUGGUCUUUGCUCUCAUUUGGUUUGGCGAGGCUAUCUGUUCUUUGAACAUCAAACUCUUAGGUGCUAACAUUAGUAUUUUCCAGUCUAUCUGUAUCCUUGGCUACUCUUCAUUUCCGCUCGUAAUUUCUUCAGUCGUUUGUUCUUUUCUUGAUCAGCUUUAUAUUCGUAUACCUGUUAUCGUAGCCAUGUAUGCAUGGGCUACUUUCGCGUCUCUAGGAGUGCUACAAAAUUCUAACCUCGUCAACAAGAAAUUCUUAGCCGCGUAUCCACUCUUUUUAUUUUACUUUUCUUUGUCUUGGAUCAUUUUUCUAUAAACUUAGAUAUGUCUGUUCUUCUUUCCUUUUAUUGCUCCACUUUUAAUUAAUGAGUUUUAUACGAUGAGAUGCAUUAUAAUAAAAAUAUAUUCAUCAUGCUAUAUAACGUGUGCGCAUUAUAGUCUUUGAUUAAUUUAAUGAUUCCGUACCCGCAAUGCAUACUCUUGUUGAGCAUAGGCAUUAAUGUGUGAAAUGAGACUCACUUCCCGUUCCAAAACUUUUAAACGAUGAGGAGCGUUUUCGGACUCCUGCUUCCAAAGCAUCUCAUAACAAGAAAGAUUUCGUUUUUCCGUCUCCAAAGCUUGGUGUGCAUGUGAUAUUUUAGAGAGUAAAAAGCUAGAUCUCUCCAACAACUUUUGUAAACGUUCUCCUACCAAACUUUCUAAUCUAUUGCAAGAAAUAGCAUCUUGUGCAAGACUUCUAUGGACUAUCGAUGUAUAGAUUUUUUCAGCACUUUGGACAUCUUCGUCAUCUUCUUCAUAUACUAUUAAUCCUGGCAACAAAUUAGAUGUGUUAUGUAUAGAGUCGUAAGCUUCCAGAAAUUCUUUAUCAAACCGAUUUUUAUCUGUUUUGUCCUGCGAGGAUCCAAGUUCUUGCAAGACCAUCGCCUUGCACUUGUCCAACUCAUCGUUAGAGAUCUCUGCAACCUUGCUAACUUUUUCUUUCAUUUUCAUACUGCUGGUAGGAUGGCUGAUACCGUCAGAUGCAACUAGUGCAUAUAAUUCUUGGAACACAAGGCUUUCCGCAGAAGAGCCGCUCUUACAUGCCUUUUUCCAAGAAGACGGUUGAAUAAUGUUGGGUCUAGGAAGGCCCUUCUGUAUCACUUGCGAUUGGCGCUCUUGCGCUAAUCGUUCCAUAUGUGCUAAGUGUUCCUGAAUACGACGUUCACGAUCAGCAGCAUCUUCUUCCAUUCUUUCUUCUGAUAACUCUUCUGUUUCAUUAGCAAAUCGAGGUUCCAUUAGUUCAUAAUCAUCUUUAGGCUUUGGCAGUUUGGCAAACAGACUCAUUAAUUCCUUCGCCUUUAAUUUUUUAGCUUUCGAGUCAGCAAUAGCCUGCGCAUUUUGAUUAGCUCUAUUAAUCGCAAACGUAUCACGUGGUGUACGAUAAGGAGUGGCCUGGCUGCUAGGUAAUCCAUCGCCAUUUGUACUGACAGCAGAGCGCACCGGUUUAGCACCAGAAAAUCCAGUCCCUCCAGAAUCUAAUGGAGUAUUUUCUUCUCCCAAAAGUGAUGACUGUUCUCGAUUUUUUAACAAUUGGUUCCUCGCUUCAAUCAGAAGUGCAUCUUCUUUGCCUUCUAAAGCACCGCUACGAGGAGUACGCAGUUGCGUGGAUCGCUCGAGUUGAGAGUAGUUACCUACCAAUCCAGUACUGUGGCCUGCAGCUGGUGUCGUAUCGGUCAUGGAACGAGCGCGGUCACCAGCUAAUCCUAGUUUGACGACCUUAUCCAGCUCAUCCUCAUUAACCUGUGGUGCUGGUAAAUUUAAUUUCCUUCUUUUACUCAUUUGCUCAGCUUCAGCUAAACGUCUCAUUUUCUCAUCAUGAGCAUCAUUAUUGGGUCGUUUUACCUUUUCAACAGGCUUUGGUCGCUCAAAAUGUCCGCGAUCAUUUAGAGUUUCUUUACUCUUCAAACCACGUUCCACAAGUUUAUGAUUCUCAUUUUGCUUAUCUCGUAAAUUCUUACGGUCUUCUUCAGAAGUAUCGUAGAAACCAAUGGCAGGCUUUUUCUCAAAUGGAAUUGAAGCAUUGUAAUCCAUUUCAUUCUUCCUCCUUCGGUUAAGCUUUAUGCUAUAAAAAAAAAGGUUAGUUUCAUUAUUUCCAACAUUAAUUAAUAAUCUCUUACUUUACACCAGCAGCCUUUAACUCACGGCGCUUUUGUAAUUGAGAAAGUCGUUUCGUAAGUUCCAAUUGUUUUUCACGGUCCUUACGCUUAGCCUUUUUUCCUUGUGUAUUUGCAAGACGAGCUCGAGCUUCACUCAGCAUUUCCUUUUCAUCUUCAUCCAUAUCAAUUGCAUCUGGUAGGGCUGGAAGGGUUUCUAAGUUGGGCUCCGCGUCUCCAAAGCGAAGCCGGGAAUUUGGAUCAUUGACGGGAGGAGCAGCUUCCGCACCCUCUCCAGUGGUAAGACCAAGUUCUUCAUUUUCCCGAGCUUCCAAAUCGUCUAAAAGUUUCUGAUACCUUUCUAGGCACUGAGUAGCAGUACGGCCUACAAUGGGAGCGAUCGUCCGCCAUUGCGUUGGCAACAGCUUGGCUAAAUGCAAUAGUUUUUCAUCUUCUUCACGGCUCCAUUCUGUCUAAACCAUUCGGAUGUUAACGACUUUCGGUUGAAACGUUCAAUCCCUGCCAUCUUCGAUUUCUUUUACAAUUCUGAAGGAAGAGGCAGAGACAGAAAAUUCUUCGAAAAACAACUUACCUUUUUAAUGCUAGGAUCAAUCCACUCGUACCAGCGAGCCUUACAUUGUUUAGGAGUCUUGCGAACCAGUAAAGAACUAAUUCGAGCCCACUGGUUUUUUCCAUAUUUACUGACGGCAGCCUAAAGUUGUUAAUAUGAUUAUAGGAAACAAAAGUAAAGAAAUAAAUUUCAUACCUUUAAAAUCUCA
This is a messenger RNA of Schizosaccharomyces octosporus yFS286, 3356 nucleotides long. Its product is annotated as rab GTPase binding protein. Gene Ontology annotation, biological process: endoplasmic reticulum to Golgi vesicle-mediated transport. NCBI's taxonomy places the organism in Eukaryota, Fungi, Ascomycota, Schizosaccharomycetes, Schizosaccharomycetales, Schizosaccharomycetaceae. The transcript has a single exon. Gene Ontology annotation, cellular component: membrane; trans-Golgi network. The coding region runs from base 84 to 761 and encodes 225 amino acids. The record is from RefSeq and is a predicted model, not a curated record.